ACCUCGGGACAGUCAGCCUGCUCUCACUAUAAAGCAGCAGCACGCCCACUGUCACUCCUCACAAGCUGAAGGAGCCAGGAAGAGGAAGAAAAAGAAGAAAAGGAAGAAAAAGAAGAAGAAAAGCAGCCGUCCAGCAAAAGACGUCCUUCUCAGGCUCCUCGGAAAAAGUCCACAGAAAGUGAAAGGAUGAAUUACGCUCACUCUUUAUUGGGCCUGCUGCUCCUCGUCAUCAUCCAGAGCAGCUGGCAGCUUUCGGACCACAACACCAACUCAGUGCCGUCCAGCCACAUGUUGAUCCCCAGCGAGCGUGUCGAGGAGUCGCUCUUGCCGCACAGCAAGAGACAUUCUGAGGGCACUUUCUCCAACGACUACAGCAAGUAUUUGGAGAGCAGGCGGGCGCAGGACUUUGUUCAGUGGCUCAAGAACUCCAAACGGAAUGGAAGUGUAAUGAGACGGCACGCAGACGGAACCUACACCAGUGAUGUCAGCUCCUACAUGCAGGAGCAGGCAGCCAAGGAGUUUGUGAGCUGGCUGAAGGCGGGCCGAGGAAGACGACAGUAGAGAGAAACCCCGUUCCUGUCCUCACACGCCACUCUGUGCCAUUAAAGCUUUCACAAUGUG
Nerophis ophidion (straightnose pipefish) is the source of this 621-nucleotide messenger RNA. RefSeq names its product glucagon b (gene gcgb). The coding region runs from base 187 to 561 and encodes 124 amino acids. The record is from RefSeq and is a predicted model, not a curated record. Gene Ontology annotation, biological process: response to starvation. Gene Ontology annotation, molecular function: glucagon receptor binding; hormone activity. Gene Ontology annotation, cellular component: extracellular region. The transcript has 4 exons. Lineage: Eukaryota; Metazoa; Chordata; Actinopteri; Syngnathiformes; Syngnathidae.